AUGGCCGAUAAUCCUAUACUAGUUAUGGACAAUGGAGCAAGUACAAUAAAGGCUGGCUAUGCCAAACAACCAGAAACAUUGCACGUAAUACCCAACUGUAAAGUAACACGGGGAAAGGGUGAGAAAACCACUUUUACUGGUGAUCAGCUACAUAAACUGAGCGAUUACGCCGGACUAUAUUAUCGUCUUCCAUUCGAGAAAGGUUAUUUGACCAACUGGGAAGUCCAGAAGAGCUUGUGGGAUAGGACUUUUAGUAGAGAUAUCUUGAACGUUAAUCCAACUAGCACAAGUCUUUUGAUUACGGAGCCUUGUUUUAAUUUCCCUAAUAUUCAGCACUGUUAUGAUGAAAUGAUAUUCGAAGCUUACGAGUUCUAUGCUUGUUGCAGAGUGAUCGCGCCUUAUCUAUGUGGAUAUAACAAUGUCUCUUCUCUCUUCCCCUCUCAGACGCCCUCAGUCAAUGAACGUCCAGACUGUAUCCUUGUGGUCGAUUCGGGUUACUCGUUUACUCAUAUAGUGCCAAUCGUAGUGGGUCGCCCUGUUCUAACUGCAGUCAGGCGUAUUAACAUUGGGGGGAAGUUACUGACAAAUCAUUUGAAAGAGAUUGUGUCAUUCAGGCAUUGGGAUAUGAUGGAUCAGACUUACGUAGUGAACGAAAUCAAAGAGACAUGCUGUUACGUAUCCAAGGACUUUCUUGGAGAUUUGGAUACAGGUCGAAGGAAUCCGAAAGAGAAUCCAAUUGUACAAGAAUAUGUGUUGCCAGAUUUUUCAAGGAAUUCAAAGGGUUAUGUUAGAGAUAAGAAACGCAGUUCUCGCAGUACGAAUGAUAUAUAUGAAGAUCAAGUACUACGCAUGAACAACGAACGCUUUACAAUUCCGGAGCUGCUCUUCCAUCCAUCCAAUAUUGGAAUGAAUCAAGCAGGCAUACCGGAAACCAUUGUUGAAUCCGUUAGUCUUACACAUUCAGAUCUGCACGGACUUUUUUACAGCAAUAUCGUCUUGGUUGGCGGGAAUGCUUCAUUCCCCGGAUACAAGGAGAGAAUCGAACAAGAUCUUCGUGUUUUAGCCCCAUCCGAAUAUGAAGUGCGAGUUGGUAUGCCUGAAAAUCCAAUAACGUACACAUGGCAUGGUGGCUCCAAUUAUGCAGGUUCACCUGAUCAUCGGAAUAAACUCGUGACACGAGCUGAAUAUAUGGAACACGGUAGUAACAUAUGCCUCCAGAGAUUUGGAAUGAGCGAGGACGUUGAUGGAAUGCAAGAAUAG
Messenger RNA from Paraglomus brasilianum, 1260 nucleotides. Lineage: Eukaryota; Fungi; Glomeromycota; Glomeromycetes; Paraglomerales; Paraglomeraceae. The record is from the annotation of a GenBank genome assembly.